AUGAAGGCCAAGGCGGGCUCCCGCGCCGGCGACUCCAGGCUCGCGGUGAAGAAGAGCAAGGCCGAGAAGGACCCCAACAAGCCCAAGCGGCCCCCGAGCGCCUUCUUCGUCUUCAUGGACACCUUCAGGAAGGAGUACAAGGAGAAGCACCCCGACGUCAAGCAGGUCUCCGUGAUUGGCAAGGCCGGUGGUGAGAAGUGGAAGUCUCUGAGUGAUGCUGAGAAGGCUCCCUAUGCUGCCAAGGCCGAGAAGCUCAAGGCCGAGUACGCCAAGAAGAUCGACGCCUACAACAACCCGCAGGCAGGAGAGGCGUCCGGCGACUCUGACAAGUCCAAGUCCGAGGUGAACGACGAGGAUGACGGCAGCGAGGUGCUGGAUCUGCGAGUAAGAUUCAGUAUACUGGUCAUCUGGUUGGCAGCAGAUGGUCUUGCAUCUGUGAACUACUACAGAAGUUUUUUUUGGAAUUUAUCUGUUGCUUUUGGUUCUGCCAACAACUCUCCGAUCUUGUCUUUUGUUGGCUUGUUGGUUCUUCUCUUCCUAGCAUCAACAUCAUGGCUCUAUCUAGUGAUGUGA
This is a messenger RNA of Triticum turgidum subsp. durum (durum wheat), 573 nucleotides long. The record is from the annotation of a GenBank genome assembly. NCBI's taxonomy places the organism in Eukaryota, Viridiplantae, Streptophyta, Magnoliopsida, Poales, Poaceae.